AUGUCCACCUCGAUGCCAGCCACCCACGGCCGCAACGAAGCCCGCUGCAACAUCGCCCCCCGAAGACGUAACAGGCCCCCCACCACCACCACAACGAAAGCCAUAUUCUCCAUCUUCAACAUCUUCGGCUACGUCGACCAGACCCCGCAGGGCGCCUAUACCCUGGCCGCCGGCGGCGGAGGAGGAGGAGGAGGCACGAGCAGCCAGAAACCAGCAUUCGGCCAGAACAGCCCCGUCGACGUGGCGGACAGCCUCCCCGCGUACGUCGAGGCUGUGCACGCCGCGAACCCAGCCAUAAACUCGUGGAUGUUGAUUGGCGGCGGAAAAGUCCCCGAACCGGUGACUUCCAACCCCAGCGAAAACCCCUAUGCCAUUGUCGCGGCCGCCCGCCCGGCGAUGAUCGACCCCGCGGGCGCGGAGAAGAUCUCCGUGGUGCAGGCGUUUGAGGAGAGGCUGAGCGUGCCGCAUCGUUUCGAGAUGUUCGGGGACCAGAUGGAUGGGUGGAUGGCGGCGCGGGCGGAUUUGAGGGAUUUCCGGGUGCGGGAGGAGGAUCUCCGGGGGUAUCGGACGGCAUUUACUCAUCUCCCUGGCUCGGAUGUUGGCGAUUGA
Molecule: messenger RNA, 609 nt
Organism: Aspergillus uvarum CBS 121591
Lineage: Eukaryota; Fungi; Ascomycota; Eurotiomycetes; Eurotiales; Aspergillaceae
Exons: 5
Coding region: 1-609 (202 amino acids)
Source: RefSeq, a predicted model, not a curated record